UUAAUUGGGUGUUCUUCUUUUCUCCAAUUUGAAAAUCUCUGCAUUUCUAUGAAGCAUUUGUGUAGAUAACACAGAAUCUAAUCUGUCAAAAAAAGGUAGAAUGGCAGAUUAUUUUGCAAAUGUGUUUCUGGAAAUCCUUCGUGAAUUGCUGGUUGAAGAAACCAACUUUCUGCUUAGUGUGGGAGGUGACGUCGACAAAGUCGAAAGCGAUUUGAGAAGCAUUCACGCCUUGCUGAUGAAAGCCGACAGAGACAAACGCGAUUCUCCAACUCUAAAGCUUUACAUUUCCCAGCUCAAAGAUCUCGCUUUCAAAGCCGAGAAUCUCCUCGAAACGUAUGCCGUUGAAGUCCAAUCCAGAAGGGAAGGGUGGAAGAGUCUCAAGGAAAAACUCCAAAGGUACAUUUGCAUCAUCUGCGAGUGCUACAGCGUCCACCAGGCCGGGAACGAGGCUCGCGUCAUAAUAUCCGCCUUAUCCGACCUCACUAGCAAGUUAGAGUCGGAGCUGGGACAAGAAUGCUCGUCUCUCAUGAAGCAGGACGAUGAGCGGAAUCGUCUGCUGAGACAGACGUACGCGCAUGAGGUUGAGCCUCAUUUCGUGGGCAUGGAGAGAGACAUCGAGCUUUUGGUCUCCAAGGUGAAGGAUGUGAAACGGCCCCGGGUAGUGAAGAUAUAUGGGAUGGGUGGUCUCGGAAAAACCACCCUCGCGAGGAAGGUGUACAACCACAGAGACCUCCAGUCUUAUGCUCGAGUAUGGGUUUGCAUCACCCAACAGUUUGAGCAUAAGUCCGUUUUGGGCAAGAUUUUGAAACAACUUGACAGCAAGGUAGAGAUUAAAGGCAUGGAUGUUGAUGAAUUGGUGAGAAGAAUUCAUAGUUUUUUGGUGGAGAGAAAAUGUUUGAUUGUGAUAGAUGAUAUAUGGGAAGAUGUUCAUUGGGAAAUCAUUAAGAAAGCAUUGCCGGUUGAUUGUAAUGUGAUUCUCACCACUCGAUCUAGGAAUAUUGCUAAUCAACAAUCCGAACCUCACAAGGCUAAAUUUCUGACAGAAGAUGAAGGAUGGGCUUUACUUCAAAAAGUAUCAGACUUUUCUCCAGUUGAUGAAGAUUUAGAAUUAUUUGAACAUAUUGGAAGAGAAAUUGUAUCAAAGUGUGAAGGGUUGCCACUAUCUAUUUGUGUUAUUGGAGGGAUUUUGCACCAAAAAGAGCACACUUUACUAGAAUGGCAAAAGGUUAAUAUGAACAUGGAAUCAUAUCUAAGGCAUGGAGAAGGUGUUGAAGAAUAUACAAGGGUAAAACAAGUGUUGGAGUUGAGCUAUGAUGCCUUGCCUUAUUACUUGAAACCAUGCUUUCUCUAUUUAGCAUGUUUUCCCGAGGAUCACAAGAUUGAUACCGAGAGAUUGUAUUUAUUGUGGAUGGCGGAAGGCUUCAUUUCAUACCAAGAUAAAGGGCCUAACGAGACUCUCAAAGAUGUGGCUCAGAGAUAUCUAACUGAGCUCGCUAUGAGGUGUAUGGUUCAACUGCACAAGAGUCAAGUUUACAGCACUCUGCAUAAGAAUUUUGAUUCGUGCGGGCUGCAUGAUUUGAUGCAUGAUCUCUGCUCUUCGAAGGCUGAAGAAGAAAAGUUUGUGAAGCGCAUUGAUGCUUCCAGAUAUCUGUGUGGCAUUCCUUCACCGAGGCUAGCACUACCUCCAACCGUUCGCAUUUCCAUAAGCAGAUUAGCCAUAAAUUAUGACCUCGAGAAGAGUGCAUCGAGCAUAGAUGGGCUAGAGGAACUUGAUCAUCUUAGAUCCUUCAUGCUUCUCCGAAAAGGUAGUUUUCUCGGUUCACAAAUUGUCUUGAAAGAGAAUUCGAUUAACUUUGAGAAGUCGAAAUGCUUGAGGAUAUUUGUGGUAGAAGGUUGUGAGUUUGAAGGGAGGAUGUUACCGAGCAAGGUGGGUGAACUAAUUCAUUUACGAUACUUGAGUUUGAUGCUGUCUAAUGUGAGAGAGCUACCGAAAUCUAUAUGCAGCAUGAUGUACUUGCAGAUCUUAGAUUUGCGAGUGUCACCGUUGAUUGUUCUUAGAUUGCCAAAUGUGAUUUGGAAGAUGAAAAGACUAAAGCAUUUGUAUCUCACUAGGAGAAUAGAGUUGAUUGGAGAGGAGAAACUAAGACUAGACGGGCUAGAGGAGUUGGAGACGUUAGAAAGUAUUAGUAGCGAGACUACUUGCAUCGAAGAUAUCCCCAAAUUAGUCAGCCUGCAAAGUCUAUACGUUAGAGUUUAUGAUGUGUAUAGCCUGUCGAUUGUGUUGAGCAACAAAAAUAGCCAACUACGCGAGACUCAUCUCGUGGUUGAGUCAUGUGAUUUAAGUUCACAUAAAAAUAGAGAGGUAUUAAAUGAAGGGUUGAUGUCUCCUUCUUUGGUUACCAUGUGGUUCUUCAAAUGCAAUAUGAGUGGCAAUUUUCCGUACUAUAAACAAGGGAUGUGUCAAAAUUUGGUAUAUUUGGGACUUUUCGACUGCGAGGGUGUUGUAGAAGUGAUGGAGAUUGGAAAGUAUCCGAUGUUGCAAAGGCUCGAGUUGAGGAAAGUAGAGAUAAGAGGAACAUUGAUUUUCCUUUCGAAUUCAUUCCCGCAACUAAAGAAGCUUUAUCUUUCCGACUUGCAAGAUUUGAAGAAAUGGGAAGUGAAAGAAAGAGCAUUGUCGAAGCUUACUUUCUUGUCGAUCGAUUCGUGUUGCAAUUUGAAGAAGCUUCCGGAUGGCUUGAGACUCAUCUCCACUCUUCAAGAGAUAAAAAUCAGGAGCAUGCCAAGUGAAUUCAUGGAGAGAGUGAAAGAAGAAGAUUAUGCCCCAUUUGUCAAGAUUAUGAGGUAA
Molecule: messenger RNA, 2845 nt
Organism: Salvia hispanica
Lineage: Eukaryota; Viridiplantae; Streptophyta; Magnoliopsida; Lamiales; Lamiaceae
Source: RefSeq, a predicted model, not a curated record